Rhincodon typus (whale shark) is the source of this 5226-nucleotide messenger RNA. It is a transcript of the gene robo2, whose product is annotated as roundabout, axon guidance receptor, homolog 2 (Drosophila). NCBI's taxonomy places the organism in Eukaryota, Metazoa, Chordata, Chondrichthyes, Orectolobiformes, Rhincodontidae. Gene Ontology annotation, molecular function: protein binding. The record is from RefSeq and is a predicted model, not a curated record. The coding region runs from base 1 to 3909 and encodes 1302 amino acids. Gene Ontology annotation, cellular component: neuron projection. The transcript is spliced from 25 exons.
AUGGAGAAGCAGAAGAAGCCCAUUCAACCCAUUGCGUCUGCUCUGCCAUUCAAUGGGAUAUGGCUGAUAUGUGGUCAAGUCUUUGUUGUGGGGCUUGAACCCACAACGUUUGACUCAGAGUAUGACAUCAAGGAAGACAACACCCUGCGCAUCAAGAGGGUGAGCAAUGGUGAUGAAGGAACAUUCACCUGUGUUGGGGAGAACCGUGUGGGGAUGGUUGAAGCGACCGCAACUCUCACUGUGCGAGCACACCCUGUCGCUGCCCCCCAGUUUGUGGUGAGGCCGAGAGACCAGAUCGUGGCUCAAGGACGGACAAUCACCUUCCCCUGUGAGACCAAAGGAAACCCUCAGCCUGCAGUCUUCUGGCAGAAAGAAGGAAGCCAGAACCUACUGUUUCCGAAUCAGCCCCCCCAGCCUUCCAGUAGAUUUGCUGUCUCCUCAACUGGUGACCUCACCAUUACCAACAUUCAGAGGUCUGACGCUGGCUACUACAUCUGUCAGGCCUUGACCGUGGCAGGAAGCAUUCUUGCCAAGGCUCAGCUGGAGGUCACGGACGUUCUGACAGAUAGGCCGCCCCCCAUCAUCCGCCAGGGUCCAGCCAAUCAGACUCUGGGUGUGGACGGGACCACCCUGCUAAAGUGUCAGGCCACUGGAGACCCCAUUCCCACAAUCAGCUGGCUGAAGGACGGUGUCAGUCUCCUGGGUAAAGACCCUCGCAUGUCCCUCCAGGAACUGGGAAGUCUGCAAAUCAAGAACGUACGGGUUACAGACUCUGGAAUCUACACCUGUGUUGCCACCAGCUCAAGUGGAGAAACCUCUUGGAGUGCAUUUUUGGAAGUGCGAGAGUCAGGUGCAGUGACCGUCAAUGUAAAGAUGGAUAUGGAUGCCCUCCCUGGGUCACCUUCCAAACCUCAAGUUGCUGAUGUCACAAAGAGCACAGUCACCCUCUCAUGGCUGGCAGGAAGCCAUAGUGGGUCAUCACCGGUUACAUCCUACGUCAUCGAGGCCUUCAGCCAAUCCGUAAGUAACAGCUGGCAAACUGUGGCGGAGAAUGUGAAGGACACUUUGCACACUGUUAGAGGUUUGAGGCCGAACACUAUCUACCUCUUCAUGGUGCGUGCUGUCAACAGUCAGGGCGUCAGUGACCCGAGUCAAAUGAGUGAGCCAGUUCGCACUCAAGAUAUUAGUCCACCGGCUCAAGGUGUGGAUCACAGGCAAGUGCAGCGGGAACUGGGUGAAGUUAUAGUGCACCUACAUAACCCACUUGUGCUCACUCCAUCCAGUAUACAAGUCACAUGGACGGUUGAGCGCCAGUCACAAUUCAUCCAGGGUUACCGUGUGAUGUUCCGGCAAGUCUCUGGCCUCCCCAGCCCCUCGUCCUGGCAAGUAAUGGAGGUCAAAGUGCCAACUGAGCGAAGCGCAGUUCUUAACAACCUGAAGAAAGGCAUCACCUACGAGAUGAAAGUCCGGCCGUACUUCAAUGAAUUUCAAGGGAUUGACAGCGAAUCCAAAACCGCGCGCACAACUGAGGAAGCUCCGAGUGCCCCCCCUCAGUCAGUGACCGUGAUGAUGGUUGGGAACCACAACAGCACUAGCAUCAGUGUUUCCUGGGAUCCUCCACCUGCAGAACAACAGAACGGCAUCAUCCAGGAAUACAAGAUAUGGUGCCUUGGCAAUGCCACCCGGUUUCACAUCAACAAGACUGUGGACGCUGCUAUACGUUCCGUGGUGAUUGGUGGUCUGCUUCCUGGUGUCCAGUAUCGUGUCCAAGUUGCUGCUAGUACCGGUGCUGGUGUCGGUGUCAAGAGUGAGCCACAGCUCAUCAUCAUCGGGAGCCGUGGCGAUGACAUCUUCAUGACUGGACCUGGGAGUAACAACAGCAUCACAGAGCAAAUCACGGACGUGGUGAAACAGCCAGCUUUCAUUGCGGGCAUCGGUGGGGCUUGCUGGGUCAUUCUAAUGGGCUUCAGCAUCUGGCUUUACUGGCGCAGGAAGAAGAGGAAGGGACUCAGCAACUACGCAGUAACUUUCCAACGUGUCGAUGGAGGAAUAAUGAGCAAUGGAAGCAGACCGGGCUUGUUGAAUCCAGGAGAGACGGGUUAUCCAUGGUUAGCGGACUCCUGGCCUACCACCAGCCUUCCUGUAAAUGGGGGUAGCAAUGGUCCCUCUGACAUUGGAGACCUCGGAGGCAUGGGGAACUUCAAUCAGGCAGCAGCAGGUCAGGGGGAGAAGUCAGGUACUAUGCUCUCGGACAGUGCCAUUUACAGCAGCAUUGAUGUCACCACCAAGACCAGCUUCAACAGCCCAGGCCAGGUCACACAGACCACUCCCUACGCCACCACUCAGCUCCUGCAUUCCAGUAGCAUCCAAGAGCUAGCUGUGGACCUGCCCGAGCCUCAGUGGAAGGCCUCCAUCCAACCAAAGCCAGAUCUGACCAGCUGUGGGUACUCUCUACCGGACCAGAGCAAGUUUAAUAACGGUGGCAAAGGUGGGAAGAAGAAGAAAAAUAAAAGCAGCAUCAAGCCCCAUAAGAACGCAAGCUCCAACUGGUCCAAUGUGCCCCUGCCCCCUCCACCGGUACAGCCCCUCCCUGGUACAGAACUGGACCACUACAUCAUGGACCACCAUGAAAAUGGCUAUGACAGUGAUGGAUGGUGUCCUCCACCACCUGUGAAGAGCUACCUGCACCAGGGCAUGGAGGAUGAGCUGGAGGAAGAGGAAGACCGUGUGCCAACGCCCCCAGUCCGUGGGAUCACCUCCUCGCCUGCCAUUUCCUUUGGCCAGCAGUCGACGGCCACCCUCACCCCUUCGCCCCGUGAGGAGAUGCAGCCGAUGCUACAAGCCCAUCUCGAUGAGAUCAGCAGGGCCUACCACUUUGACAUCUCACGACAAGCAUGGCAAAUGCAGGGCAGCUCUCUCCCCCCUCAGGCCCCGGCACUACCCCUGGGCUACAUCUCCGGGACGUUAAUUUCAGAUAUUGAGACAGACCUCCCGGAUGAGGAUGAGGACAAUGAGGACGAGGAAGAGGCUUUGGAGCUGGCCAGGCCUCUGCGGGGUAUUGCUCACACUCCAGGCUCCAGCAUCGAUAACUUGGAUAGCUCAGUGACAGGUUCAAUGGUAAAUGGAUGGGGUUCCGCCUCUGAGGAGGAGCGCAAUAUGUCUAGCCAGCGAUCUAGCGCUGCCAGCUCCUCCUCCAAUUCCAUCUUCACUGAUGGCGACUUUGCCCAGGCUCUGGCCACUGCGGCAGACAGGGCUGGCUUCAAGAUGGAGGGCACCAGCUUAAUGAGGACAGGUAAAGGAUAUUCCUCUUCACAGCGACUCCAACCCAGCAGCCCGUUCUCCAGCAACGGGAGUAUGGGUGCGGCUCACAACCCAUGUCAGAGAUCCAGACCACCCAAAAAACACAAGACAGCAGGGGGCAGAGUGGAGCAGCCCUCGGCACCACACCGCAGGGAGGCAGCAGUAGAUGACCUGCCUCCUCCACCUGACCCUCCGCCAUGUCAAGGUUCAAAGUUGCAAUCCGGGCAAGCACCCAAAGGAACGGGCAUGGUGGAUUCUCUAGAGAAACAACAACUGCCCAGCCUAGAAGACAACAUGGAACAUCUGGCCAAGACAUCUGUAGACCACGGGUACCAAGAAGAUUCACGGAGCAAGCUCCUACAGAAGCCAACGCUUGGCUCAGAUGAAAUGCUCAUACCAUACAGCAAGCCAAGCUUUCCCUCACCAGGUCACCUCAGUGGCCACAGCUCAUCUGGAACAGCCUCAUCGAAGGGUUCGACAGGUCCCAGGAAAGGUGUGCCCUCACGAGGGGCUCCAGCUAUCGCAAGUCAUCAGCGGAACAUUAGUGAUCUUCCAGAUGUAGGAUAUAUGGGAUCUUGCGGUCAAGGGCAGUUUUUAGGGGAUGUAUAGUGGUGAAGAGCUCUGUUCCUGAUGUUCUGCAGAGCGAGCCUAGCCUCACAGACACGAUGACACUUAAAUGGUGCAAUGAACCUCCUCCCUUAUUUAAUGUAUUAUGACAAAACCUGUAAAUGUGAUGUAAAGUCUAAGGUAACACAGCCACACACAUGUCCUACAACAUCAUUCUUUGAUACAUUGCUUCUCAUUCCCCUCCGUCACCCCCAAUUCACCUACACAACCCCAUCACCCUGGCCCCUUUCUUCCUUUACUUACCCCUCUCCCCACCCACCUCCAAAAAAAAAAUUAGAAACUGGACAGGGAAGAAUCUAAACAUGAAUAGCAAUUUAGCCAUCACUGCCCGAGAGAGAGAUAGCAAUUUCUUGUGUAAAUAAUUUCUGUUGCAUUGAUAUACAAAGUUCACUCUUUUUUUGACCUUUACAUCCUGUAAUUGUCUUUUUUUUAUUGGUCUGUUGUACUAUAUGUGAAUUGAUCAGGCAGCCAUUAAAAAUUGAAAAAAAAAGACACAAAAAAGUUUUUUUUUAAGGUUAUUACUGUAUCACUUUUUUUUAAGAUUCUGUUCUUUGAAGUUUGCACUGAUUUUUUUUAGUGAUAAGCACAAACCUAUAAAGUCCCAAUGAAAAUGAAGAAAAGAGGAGGAUUAAAAAGCGAUUGAGUUGUAGGAGAGGGGGAUUUUGUUCACUGUGUCUGUGUGUGUGUGUGUGUGUGUGUGUGUGUGUGUGUGUGUGUGUGUGUGUGUGUGUGUGUGUGUGCCCGCGCGUGUGUGUGCAUGUGCGUGUGUGCGUGUGUGUGUGUGUGUGUGCGCGCAUCGGGGGAAGUAAAAGAACAUCUGGAUGUUCCUGGAUCAACGUGUCAUGACCUUCAGCAGCCACAAAAGGCUGCAGACCCUCUCAGCUGAGUGUGUCAGAACAUUACCUCAGUGUCACUGUGUGACAGCGAGAGAGCCCAAUGCAGUUGGCAUCUCAAGGAACGUCCGCCAAGUCUUCCCCUCGCCCCAUGGCCAGAGAAGACUCCUUCCCACUUCCCCCUACCCUUUACCCACACGUAGCUAUGUCUAACAUUGCCCCGUUUUAAUAGUACAGAGACGUUCCGAAUCUCCCCCACUUUAAACUGUGUAAAGAUGUCAUGUUAAUGCUCUGACAAUGUGUGACUGGGAUCCUAAAUCACGGCUACUGACUGCAAAGACUUUUGAAAAAGGGUGCUUGAUGUCGAAUAUAGUCUUCAACAUUAAUCCUAAAACAAGGUCUGGAGCCUUGCUUAUGCUGUUACGAUUAAAAUAAAGUGUGUGUGUCAGUAUUACAGAAAGUUGUU